AUGCUGCGCAUGGGCUUCGGCUCGCAGCCAUCUCCCCUCAUGUCUGUCCAUGCGAACUCUAUCUCGCUGUCCCUGAUGCCGAAGGACCUACAGCGCGGAUUUGGGCCUUUGCAGUCCCAACUGCUCUUUGCGGGUCUCGAGCUGGGCGGCGCCGGCAGGGCCAUUGCCAUUGGCAACACAGAUCCCAGGACUUUCCGACACUUCGGGGCCAGGUCCUGCAUGGUCCAGGCGUACCUUGACACAGGUUUCGAGGUGGCGAACCCUGAACAUCUCGGAGAACAUCCAUCAUCGGCGAGCAUCUCCGGAGAGGUCGUUGGAGAAAGCUGUGGCUUUCGCCUACGUUUCUCAACGAAUGUCGUCGACAGAGAGUUUCUUUCGAACAAGGUGGUUCACUACUCGAUUUGGGUGAACUUGCUCUGCGUCUGGCAGAUUCGGUGCUUCAUGCACCAGAUGAACGAAGCCGACGAUGGUCCGGCAGUUUCUAAGGUCUCCAUGCUCUGCAUUGCUAUGCAGGCUUUGACCGAUGCCUACGACUCUUUCCUCCAUCUCUGCCUUGGUCUUUCAUCACAGUAUCUCUUCAACUCUAUGUCCAUGAUCGCGCUCUUCAAGUUCCUGCUGUGUUCCUUCCUGGAAGCCCGGUACCUCUUGAUCAUCCUGCGCCACCGACGGCACGAGGCCUUCGCUGAGGGAUGGGAAUCAGUGCGACGAGAAAUAUCAUGGCUGUACACACGAUUUUACGGUGCCCUGGUGCUGGGGCUCAUCAUCAUCUACAACUGUCUUCCUUUCCUCGACCUGGUGGUGCUUCUUCUGCAGUUUUAUUGGGUGCCGCAAAUUGCCUGGGACGCCUGGCAGGGCACGAGGGCCUCGUUGAAAGCUAGCUUCAUCUCGGGCAUCUCAGCAUCCAGGCUGCUUCUUCCGCUUUACCUGUGGGGCUGCCCCAAGUCGAUCUUCAGCGGAGAGAUCUACCCGCGGCUUCCCGGAGCUCCGAGCCUUCGGUGGUGUCUCCUUCUGGUCGGACUACAAGCGAUUCAAGUCGGAGUCUUGUUGUUGCAGCGGAGACUGGGCGCUCGAUGGUUUAUCCCAUGGGUUUGUAUGCCGUGGGCGUACAACUACAACCGAUUCGCUGCCGUUGAUCCGGGAUCUGAAUGCGUCAUCUGCAUGGCAGACCUCAAUCCAGAGGGUGGCCAGCACCACGUCGUGACGCCGUGCAACCACACCUUCCACCGAGCCUGCCUCGAGCAGUGGAUGGAUGUGAAGAUGGAGUGCCCGACUUGUCGCGCCGCUCUGCCACCGAUACAGUGA
Symbiodinium sp. CCMP2592 is the source of this 1302-nucleotide messenger RNA. The record is from the annotation of a GenBank genome assembly. Lineage: Eukaryota; Dinophyceae; Suessiales; Symbiodiniaceae.